This is a messenger RNA of Podospora anserina S mat+, 1719 nucleotides long. RefSeq lists its product as uncharacterized. The coding region runs from base 1 to 1719 and encodes 572 amino acids. Gene Ontology annotation, molecular function: iron-sulfur cluster binding; acyltransferase activity, transferring groups other than amino-acyl groups. The transcript has a single exon. Gene Ontology annotation, biological process: tRNA wobble base 5-methoxycarbonylmethyl-2-thiouridinylation. The record is from RefSeq and is a predicted model, not a curated record. NCBI's taxonomy places the organism in Eukaryota, Fungi, Ascomycota, Sordariomycetes, Sordariales, Podosporaceae. Gene Ontology annotation, cellular component: cytoplasm; nucleus; elongator holoenzyme complex.
AUGGCUACAGCAACUAUUACCACCACCAUCCGCAAGAAGGAUGCGAACCUUCCACCAGAAAACGAGCGCUAUCUGCGGUGUUGCGCAGAUGUCGCCAACGCCCUGAUCGAGGACCACGAGGCAUCCAGAGACCCCAGCAAGCCCCGGAAGGAUAUCAAUCUCAACAGCCUGCGCUCCAAGUUCGCAAAGAAGCACAAGCUCAACAAUGUCCCACCACUUACGGCCAUUAUUGCCGCCGUCCCCGAACACUACAAGAAAUACAUUCUCCCCAGGUUGAUCGCAAAGCCCAUCCGAACAUCGUCAGGUAUCGCCGUAGUGGCGGUUAUGUGCAAGCCUCACAGAUGUCCACACAUUGCCUACACAGGAAAUAUUUGCGUCUACUGCCCCGGCGGCCCAGAUUCCGAUUUCGAGUACAGCACACAGUCCUACACCGGAUAUGAACCAACCUCUAUGCGCGCCAUCCGGGCUCGAUACGACCCAUUCGAGCAGGCCCGCGGCCGUGUUGACCAGCUCAAGGCUCUGGGCCACUCUGUUGACAAGGUGGAAUAUAUCAUCAUGGGCGGUACCUUUAUGUCGCUUCCCGAAUCCUACCGCAACGAGUUUAUCUCCCAGCUUCACAAUGCCCUUUCCGGAUAUGGUACGCCCGACGUCGACGAAGCCGUCCGCGCCGGCGAGCAAAGCAGUAUCAAGUGCGUCGGCAUCACAAUCGAAACCAGACCAGAUUACUGUCUCGCCAGUCACCUAACAGACAUGCUCCGCUACGGCUGCACCCGUCUCGAAGUCGGCGUGCAGUCCCUCUACGAAGACGUUGCCCGUGACACAAACAGAGGUCACACUGUUGCCGCCGUCGCAGAAACAUUCUGCCUUUCCAAGGACGCCGGAUUCAAGGUCGUUUCCCACAUGAUGCCUGAUCUUCCCAACGUGGGGAUGGAGCGCGACCUGGACCAGUUCAAGGAAUACUUUGAGAACCCUGAUUUCCGAACUGACGGUCUGAAGAUUUAUCCUACCCUCGUCAUCCGUGGGACAGGUCUCUACGAGCUAUGGAGAACGGGGAGAUACAAGGGCUACACGCCCAACGGCCUCAUCGACCUCGUUGCUCGCAUCCUGGCUCUUGUACCGCCAUGGACGCGUAUCUACCGUGUCCAGAGAGAUAUCCCAAUGCCCCUCGUCACAUCCGGUGUCGAGAACGGCAACCUCAGAGAACUCGCCCUGGCUCGCAUGAAGGACUUUGGCACCUCUUGCCGUGACGUCCGCACCCGCGAAGUGGGUGUCAACGAAGUGAAAAACAAGAUCAGACCAAACCAGAUCGAGCUCGUGAGGAGAGAUUACACCGCCAACGGAGGAUGGGAGACCUUCUUGGCCUACGAAGAUCCCAAGCAGGAUAUCUUGGUUGGUUUGCUUCGGCUGAGAAAGUGCAGCGAGAAAUACACCUUUAGGCCAGAACUCACGGGGCAGCCGACGAGUUUGGUCAGAGAGUUGCAUGUGUACGGCAUGGCUGUUCCGGUGCACGCUAGAGAUCCUAGAAAGUUCCAACAUCAGGGCUUCGGCACGUUGCUGAUGGAGGAAGCGGAGAGAAUUGCGAGGGAUGAGCAUGGGAGCGAGAAGUUGAGUGUUAUUUCGGGUGUUGGUGUGAGGAGUUACUACAGGAAGUUGGGGUACUGGUUGGAUGGGCCUUACAUGAGCAAGUGGCUGGAUGGAAGGCCGGGGCCGGAGGAAUAG